AUGGAGCUGCUCGGAUAUGGCGUGCCUGUCGAUGAGCACAGGAUUUGGUCGGCAGUGAGCUUGGUGGAGGAUAGCUCCCUUCAGAAGGCGGUUUUGGAUGCCUCCUUUGCCGUGGUAGCAGGAAGCCCGCCGAGCAUGUGCGGCUUUUCUGCAGCACUACGGGCGGGUCUUCUCCCUUCUGGGCCACUCUUUUGGCUUGAGUCUGCGGACCGUCCAGGAUCGCUGCUGCUGUGCGUGCGGCAUUCCCAGAUUCCAAAAUCUCCGAGAGUGAGGUGCGAACUUAUUUGCUGCCCUGCUGCCUCCUACCUUCCUCGUGCCGUGGCUGUGGCAGAGGAAAGCCAGGACACGCUUUGA
Symbiodinium necroappetens is the source of this 354-nucleotide messenger RNA. Lineage: Eukaryota; Dinophyceae; Suessiales; Symbiodiniaceae. The record is from the annotation of a GenBank genome assembly.